AUGGUAUAUCAAAAGCAAGCUGAUAGUGCUGGUAAGGUUGCAGAUAUAAAGGGUUCACUUACGUUGAAGCCUGAUGCUAAAAAAGUAUUUUUGAAAGCUCGUCCUUUGCCUUUUAAACUGAUACCACGGGUAGAUAAAGAAAUAGGAAACCUCGUAAACGAGAGAAUAUUCAAAGUCAAAGUCGAGACUUCAGAAUUUGCAACUCCCGUUGUUCCAGUGUUGAAGGCGGAUGACUCUGUCCGUUUAUGCGGAGAUUACAGUGUUACAGUUAAUCCGCAACUACAAAUUACCGAGCAUCCGUUACCUACAAUUGAUGAACUGGUUUCUGAAAUGUCAAACUGCACGGUUUUCGGUAAAAUUGAUAUAAAAUGGGCAUUCUCGCACCUUGAAAUGGACGAAGAAAGUUCACAAAUCCUGACGAUUAAUACACAUAAGGGACUUUACAAGGUCACGCGUUUAAUGUACGGGAUUGCAUCGGGACCUGCUCUAUGGCAAAUCACAAUGGAAAAAAUAUUACACGGAAUAAAAGGCGUUAAAGUCAUGCUCGAUGAUAUUGCCUUAGCAGCAAGAAAUGAAUAUAAAUUUACAAAAAUUCUGGAAAAAACUUUCAAACGUUUGAACGAUUACAAUAUUAAAAUAAACGAAAAGAAAUGUGUAUUUUUCGCCAGUGAGAUUACGUAUUGUGGUUAUGUUAUCGGCAAAAACGGUUUGCAGAAGGACAGUUCAAAAUUCGACGCAAUUAGGAAAAUGCCGCGGCCUAGAAACGUUACUGAGGCUCAGUCGUUUAUCGGUAUGAUAAACUACUACAGUAGAUUUAUUGAAAAUACAAGUACAUUAUUGAGACCGUUAUAUGAAUUGCUACAAAAGGAUAAAGAUUUCAAAUGGACUGAGCGUCAGGAGCAGUCUUGGGUAGCGGCAAAAAAGGCUUUCACAAGCGAUAAAUGUUUAGCUUUUUAUGAUCCAACACUUCCGUUAGUAUUACCAGAGAGAAGCCUGAGAGCGGCCAUGCCCGCGAUUUAG
Cyphomyrmex costatus is the source of this 1020-nucleotide messenger RNA. RefSeq lists its product as uncharacterized. Lineage: Eukaryota; Metazoa; Arthropoda; Insecta; Hymenoptera; Formicidae. The transcript has 2 exons. The record is from RefSeq and is a predicted model, not a curated record. Bases 1 to 1020 code for a protein of 339 amino acids.